AUGGGUCAGACAGUUCCAGGACGGGUCAGACAGUUCCAGGAUGGGUCAGACAGUUCCAGGAUGGGUCAGACAGUUCCAGGAUGGGUCAGACAGUUCCAGGAUGAGUCAGACAGUACCAGGAUGGGUCAGACAGUUCCAGGAUGGGUCAGACAGUUCCAGGAUGGGUCAGACAGUUCCAGGACGGGGCAGACAGUUCCAGGAUGGGUCAGACAGUUCCAGGAUGGGUCAGACAGUUCCAGGACGGGUCAGACAGUUCCAGGAUGGGUCAGACAGUUCCAGGAUGGGUCAGACAGUUCCAGGAUGGGUCAGACAGUUCCAGGAUGGGUCAGACAGUUCCAGGACGGGGCAGACAGUUCUAGGAUGGGUCAGACAGUUCCAGGACGGGUCAGACAGUUCCAGGAUGGGUCAGACAGUUCCAGGAUGGGUCUGACAGUUCCAGGAUGGGUCAGACAGUUCCAGGAUGGGUCAGACAGUUCCAGGACGGGUCAGACAGUUCCAGGAUGGGUCAGACAGUUCCAGGACGGGUCAGACAGUUCCAGGAUGGGUCAGACAGUUCCAGGAUGGGUCAGACAGUUCCAGGAUGGGUCAGACAGUUCAGGAUGGGUCAGACAGUUCCAGGAUGGGUCAGACAGUUCCAGGAUGGGUCAGACAGUUCCAGGAUGA
Procambarus clarkii (red swamp crayfish) is the source of this 663-nucleotide messenger RNA. The record is from RefSeq and is a predicted model, not a curated record. NCBI's taxonomy places the organism in Eukaryota, Metazoa, Arthropoda, Malacostraca, Decapoda, Cambaridae.